Juglans microcarpa x Juglans regia is the source of this 698-nucleotide messenger RNA. Its product is annotated as peptidyl-prolyl cis-trans isomerase Pin1. The record is from RefSeq and is a predicted model, not a curated record. The coding region runs from base 148 to 519 and encodes 123 amino acids. NCBI's taxonomy places the organism in Eukaryota, Viridiplantae, Streptophyta, Magnoliopsida, Fagales, Juglandaceae. Gene Ontology annotation, molecular function: peptidyl-prolyl cis-trans isomerase activity. The transcript is spliced from 2 exons. Gene Ontology annotation, cellular component: nucleus; cytosol.
ACAACCGGCAAGCCAAUCGCCCGAUCUCUCUCUCUCUCUCUCUCUCUCAGCAUUGCAAAGAUAGAGACCAAUCGGAAGCGAAAGAAAACCUCGAUCCCGUCAGUAGAUCGGACGUUGGACAGGUAUCAAUACAAGAAGAAGAGGAGAAUGUCGGCUUCGACGACGACGGCCAAUCAGGUUAGGGCAUCGCACAUACUGAUCAAGCACCAAGGGUCUCGAAGGAAGGCCUCGUGGAAGGAUCCAGAGGGGCAGGUUAUCAUGAAUACCACUAGGGAGAGCGCCGUUUCUCAGCUAAAAUCCCUCUACGAUGACAUUGUUUCCGGAAAGGCCAAGUUCGAAGACAUCGCCUCUCGCUCCUCCGAUUGCAGUUCGGCCAAGCGUGGCGGCGAUCUCGGUCCUUUUGGCCGGGGCCAGAUGCAGAAGCCUUUUGAAGAAGCAGCAUAUGCUCUCAAGGUCGGUGAGAUAAGUGACAUUGUGGAUACCGACAGUGGUGUCCACAUCAUUAAGAGAACUGGUUGAUUAUUCAUGAAGAGACAUAUUUACGCAUAUUUAAAAACAUUAAUCAGUGUGCUGACCGAACAUAAUUGAUGUAUCUAUCUCAUUGUAUUUUGCUCCUAGUGAGAGCAACAUGAACCAUCUUAUGACUGAUGAUUUUGGUACUUAAAUGACUGGUCUGAUCAAUGUGCUUGGGAGGAUCA